GGCUAUAAGUAAUCCAAGAAACGAAGUCGUCGUAUGUAUAAAAUAAAUGAAGGUCGGUGAGGGAUAGGAUAUAAUCCGUCUUGAAAAACGUUUUCCAGCACACCAGUUUGCUUUCUCUACGAAACUUUGCUUCCCCGCAAACCCUAGCCCCUCUCUCUCUCGCUCGCUCUCGCGCUGAUCUAUCUGUGUUCUCGACAAGUUGAAUUUGAGAUCGCGUUCCGAAUCUGUGGCCAUGGCUUCCGGAUCUUCGGGUCGCAACAGCGGCGGUUCGAAAGGGUUCGAUUUCGCCGCCGACGACAUCCUUUGCUCCUACGACGACUACGCCAAUCAGGAUGCCGCUCGCUCCGAUGCCGCGAUCGCCUCCAACUCGGCUAAGGAAUUCCAUAAAAGCAGGAUGGCAAGAUCUUCAAUGUUCACUGCUCCUGCCUAUAGUCCACCAGAAGAAUCUUUUAACCAAGAUUUGGUGUCUUCUGUUGAAAAAACCAUGAAGAAACACACUGACAAUCUCAUGCGUUUUCUUGAAGGAAUUAGUUCGCGUUUGUCACAGCUGGAAUUGUAUUGUUAUAAUCUUGAUAAAUCUAUUGGGGAAAUGCGUUCUGAUUUAGUUCGUGAUCAUGAGGAGUCAGAUUCGAAGCUUAAAUCUCUUGAGAAGCAUAUCCAAGAAGUUCACAGGUCUGUACAAAUUCUAAGAGACAAGCAGGCACUUGCAGAAACACAGAAAGAACUUGCCAAGCUUCAGCUUGCACAGAAAGAGUCCUCUUCCACAAGUCAUUCUCAGCAGAAUGAGGACAGAGCUCCACAACCAGCUUCAGAUCCUAAAAAGAAUGAUAAUUUACCGGAUAUGCAUGGCCAACAAUUAGCUCUUGCUCUACCCCAUCAAGUUGCCCCACAGCCUUCAAUGCCUGCCAGGCCUCUGGAGCAGCAGCCGCAGCAGCAGCAGCAGCAGCAGCCUAUGACACCGUCUCCACCUCAAAGUGUGCCCCAAUCACAGGCAUACUAUUUACCGCCAACCCAGAUUCCGAAUCCCCCAGCCCCAGGCCAGCCAUCUCAGGGUCAGUAUCUUCCAUCGGAUUCUCAAUAUCAAACUCCCCAAAUGCAAGAGACCUCCAUGGUUCCAGCAGCACCAACACCGUCUCCAGUAAAUCAGCCACGACCCUUCCCCCCAUUACCCCUAUACCAGCAGCAGUGGUCACAACAAUUGCCCCAGCAGGUCACACCACCACAAACAUCUAUGCAACCCCAGAUCAGGGGGCCGACCACAACGGUUUACACUCCUUACCUGCCAAGUCAAUCCGCAAACUCCUCUCCACCGGAGCCACUUCCUAUCAGUAUGCCAAUGCAAGUGUCGUAUUCAGGAAUUUCUCAACCAGGUGGAAGCCGAGCAGAAGCAAUGCCUUACGGAUAUGGUGGGCUUGGCAGAACUGUUCAGCAGCCGCCACAGCCUCAGCAGCAGCUUGAGAGUAAUUUUGGAGGUCAGCUGAACGAUGGAUACCCUCCUUCUGGUUCACAUCCUUCCCUCUCCCCUGGGAAUGCUUAUAUGAUGUACCAAGGUCCGAGUGAAGGUGGCCGGGCACACCAUCCACCCCAACCACCACACUUCCCAAAAGGCGGUUAUCCACCAACAAGCGUUCCCAUUCAGGGACCGCAGCCACCAAGUGCUGCUGCUAAUCUUAUGGUUCGGCCACCUUCCUUCAUGCGCAAUCACCCCUACGGUGAGCUGAUCGAUAAAUUGGUGACCAUGGGUUACAGGGGCGAUCAUGUCGGUAGCGUGAUUCAGAGGCUGGAGGAGAGUGGACAGCCUGUGGAUUUCAAUGCCGUACUCGACAUGUUGAAUGGGCAUCCAUCUGGGGGGGGUCCUCCGAGAGGAUGGUCAGGGUAAGCCAUUCUUAUUUAUCCCCCCCACCCCCAAAGUCGUCCAUUUUUAGUGACCACUCUUACCCCGUUUUAGCUUCUUGCGUGCCAAAUAAAAGUCAAAUUGUAAUUUGAAGAAGAUAUUCUGUUAUAUGUAUGGAUUGAGUGAUGUAAGAAUCCUUGUGUAUAUCGUUUUACUUCACUCUUGAGAUUUUA
Molecule: messenger RNA, 2067 nt
Organism: Diospyros lotus (date-plum)
Lineage: Eukaryota; Viridiplantae; Streptophyta; Magnoliopsida; Ericales; Ebenaceae
Product: leucine-rich repeat extensin-like protein 5
Source: RefSeq, a predicted model, not a curated record